Molecule: messenger RNA, 1065 nt
Organism: Fusarium subglutinans
Lineage: Eukaryota; Fungi; Ascomycota; Sordariomycetes; Hypocreales; Nectriaceae
Exons: 1
Coding region: 1-1065 (354 amino acids)
Biological process (GO): lipid metabolic process
Molecular function (GO): phosphoric diester hydrolase activity
Source: RefSeq, a predicted model, not a curated record
AUGGACCUGAUCGUUCACCCAUGGAUCGACGCUGCCGCAGCAACAAUUGGCGUUGGGCACUGGUUAUCCGACUCAACACGGACCACGCAACCUGUGCGUUGCCAUUCUCAUAACGACUAUUUGAGAAACGCUCCACUUCCCGACGCCAUUUCUGCGGGCUGUCCAAGUGUCGAAGCCGAUGUGUGGAACGAAGACGAUGACCUGUAUGUGGCCCAUCGUCAUUUCCAGCUGGAGACCAACCAUACGCUGGAAAGCUUGUAUCUCAACCCUCUUCUCGGUAUUUUCGACCGUCAGAGAGACACCUUCCCAUGUGAACGAGGAAUACCUUGUCACUCCCUCUCGACUGCUAACGAGCCUAUGGCUGGAGUUUUCGAAGCCGAUCCGGAUCGACCGCUGGUCGUCCUCAUCGAUUUCAAAACAGAAGCAAACGCAACCUGGGAGACACUUCAAGGACAACUCGAGCCACUUCGACGCAGAAACCUGCUUACUUAUUUCAACGGCACAGCUAUUGUACCUGGCCCUGUUGUGAUUGUUGGCACGGGAAAUACACCAUUUGACAAAAUAACAGCAAAUAGCACCUACCGUGAUGUCUUUUAUGAUGCACCAUUAGAUCUAUUAGCUGAUACGUCUCAAAUUUGGCCGAAUCCAAACAGAGCACAGGUUCAAAACUCUGAACUGCCGGAUAACUGUAUCGAGCAAGGAGUAUUACCGAGCAACAUUGAACGAAGACAAGCAAGGACAUACAACGCAGAAGGAAGCAAGAUCUCAGAGAAAUACAACUCUCAAAAUAGCUACUACGCUUCUACCCAUUUCAAAAAAGCAGUUGGGCACGUUUGGGGUUCGCGACUGUCGCAAGAGCAGUUACAGCGCAUUCGGGCCCAGAUUCGUGGUGCCCAUCGAUUAGGUCUCAAGGCCAGGUAUUUCAGUGUGCCAGCAUGGCCUAUUGGACUGAGGAAUCAUAUUUGGCAUAUUCUGACACGGGAGGGCGUGGAUGUUCUCAGUGUUGAUGACCUACGACAGGCAACUACGUGGGACUGGAGAAAGAAGAAGGGUCUGUUCUUCUAG